AUGUCCACUGAAUCUUCUCACUCCGCCCCCGGCGCAGACAAAGGUCCCGUCACCGGAGAUGUCUAUGAGCAGCAACAGGCGUCGUCCGACGCGCCAACAUCGGACGAGGAGUCGGGCGAGUCCAGUGUGGCCAACAUUGAACGAAUUUACCGAAAACUGGACCGGCGCAUUAUCCCAGCCUUCUGGGUGCUGUACUUCCUAUGCUCGGCGAUCCGGUCCAACGUUGGCCUGGCGCAGACGAUGAACGAAGACUCAGGCCACGACCUGGGCUCCGUGCUGCACCUGGACCCGCAUCAGAUCUCGACGGGUCUGGCGCUGUUCUAUGUGUGUUAUGUCGUGUUUGACCUGCCAUCCAACCUGAUCAUGACGCGGCUGAGCCCCCACGUGUGGAUGAGUCGCAUUGUGAUCAGUGUGGGAUUGAUUGGGAGCUGUAUGGCAGCGAUGGAAGCCGCCUGGAGCUUCUAUCUCCUCCGUCUUUUGCUUGGCAUCGUCACAGCCGGCAUGUGGCCCGGAAUGACCUACUACCUCACGCUCUUCUACCCGCCCUCGCGUAUAGGCAAGCGCAUCGGCCAGUAUUUCACGGCGGCACAAGUUUCUGCCGCCGUGGUGGGACUGGUGUCAGCCGGGUUCCAGGAAAUGGACGGCGCGCGCGGGUUCGUCGGCUUCCAGUGGAUGUUCCUCGUGUACGGAGUCAUUACCAUUGCCCUCGGCUUCGCCCUGUUGUGGUGGCUUCCGGACAGGCCCACUCAACCCGGCGAGCCCAUCCCCGAGCGCCACUGGCUUUUGCGCUGGUUGCCGCGCAGUGCACCGGCGCUGACGGGCCGCGAUGCCAUGGUGCACUACCACGACAUGAAACGCGUGUACCAUUCGCCGCCCUGGACGCUCCGUGAUCUGCUGCAUGUGUUCAUGGACUGGCGGCUGUGGCCGCUGCUCAUCAUGUACUUUGGCGUUGUGGGGGUUGGCAUCGGCGUGCAGCUGUACGCCAACUUGAUCAUCCAGGCGAUCAACCCGAACCUGAGUGGCGUUGAGCUGAGUCUACUGACUGCACCGAUCUGGGUUAUGGACCUCAUCGCCAUCCUACUUGUGACUCCACUCUCCGACCGCUUCCACCGCCACCGCGCCAUCUUCUUCUCAAUCCCAACCUGCCUCCAGAUCCUCGGCCUGCUACUCACCAGCUACGCCGGCACAGACGAGAACCCAUGGCCCCGCUACGGCGGCCUCCUAAUCGUAGGCUUCGGGCUCGGCCCCACGGUGCCCAUCACGAUGACUUGGACGACAGAGAUCUUCCAGCCGCGCCACGGCGAGGUCGGCGUGGCCGCCGCCUCGGCCGUGGUCUCCGGUCUGGGCAACCUCGGCAGCAUCCUGACGACGUAUGCGCUGUAUUCCGGGUGGAAGAGCGACUACCUGGCGCCGGGUCGCCAGAAGUACCGCAAGAGUAACCUGGUCAUGGUGGGCAUUUUGGCUGCGAGUAUCCUGUCGGCGGCGCUGAUGGAGGUGAUGUUGCGCUUUGUUGAUGGCUGGUAUUCGCGCGAUGAGGAGGUCGGGGAUGACGCGGUGGAUGGUGCCGCCAGGCGCGAGGUGCGCCAGCGUGGGUUCCAGGGAAUGGGUGCUGGGGUGAAGCGGUGGUUGAGACGCGCGAAGACGGGUCGUAUGUGA
Penicillium alfredii is the source of this 1656-nucleotide messenger RNA. Its product is annotated as putative MFS transporter. Gene Ontology annotation, cellular component: membrane. Gene Ontology annotation, biological process: biotin import across plasma membrane. Bases 1 to 1656 code for a protein of 551 amino acids. The transcript has 4 exons. Gene Ontology annotation, molecular function: dethiobiotin transmembrane transporter activity; biotin transmembrane transporter activity; solute:proton symporter activity. The record is from RefSeq and is a predicted model, not a curated record. NCBI's taxonomy places the organism in Eukaryota, Fungi, Ascomycota, Eurotiomycetes, Eurotiales, Aspergillaceae.